Catharus ustulatus (Swainson's thrush) is the source of this 678-nucleotide messenger RNA. RefSeq names its product vitelline membrane outer layer protein 1 homolog. The transcript has 3 exons. Lineage: Eukaryota; Metazoa; Chordata; Aves; Passeriformes; Turdidae. The record is from RefSeq and is a predicted model, not a curated record. The annotation marks the transcript as partial.
UCCCCGCUGUCCCCGGUGGCCCUGGUGGCCCUGGUGGCCCUGGUGGCCCUGGUGGCCCUGGUGGCCCCGGUGGUGGCAGACAGGACGCGCUGUGACAUCGGCCACCGGCCCGAGCUGUCCCUGCGCCUGGCCUGGGAGCGCGAGGAGCCCGGGGCGCUGCUGGUGACAAACGGGGGACACUGGGGACACUGGGGGGACGCCCAGUUCUGUCCUGAAGAGUCCUUUGUCGUGGGAUUCCAGCUCAAGGUGCAGCCGUACCAGGGGUUCUUCGGGGACGACACCGGGCUGAACGGGGUGCGGCUGCUCUGUGACACCGGCACCCACACGGUGACCUCCAGCGUGGGACCUUUCGGCGACUGGACCCCUCCGGAGCUGUGUCCGCCCGGCGAGCGCGUGGUGUCGUUCCGGCUGCGCGUGGAGCCGUCGCAGGGGCUGUGGGACGACGCCGCGGCCACCGACGUGGCCGCCAUGUGCACGGGGGGCUCGCGGCUGGAGGGGGGCGGGCUGCCCCGCGGCGAGUGGGGCCAGUGGAGCGAGCGCUGCGCCCCGGCCUGCAGCGUCUGCGGCGUCCGCGCCCGCGUGGAGCCGGCCAAGGGCGGCGACAACAGCGGCCUCAACGACCUCAAGAUGUACUGCUGCACCUGAGGGGGACUGGGGUCACCUGGGUGGCACCUGGGU